Messenger RNA from Sphaeramia orbicularis (orbiculate cardinalfish), 3014 nucleotides. RefSeq names its product TAM41 mitochondrial translocator assembly and maintenance homolog (gene tamm41). Lineage: Eukaryota; Metazoa; Chordata; Actinopteri; Kurtiformes; Apogonidae. Gene Ontology annotation, cellular component: mitochondrion. Gene Ontology annotation, molecular function: phosphatidate cytidylyltransferase activity. Gene Ontology annotation, biological process: CDP-diacylglycerol biosynthetic process; cardiolipin biosynthetic process. The record is from RefSeq and is a predicted model, not a curated record. Bases 221 to 1252 code for a protein of 343 amino acids. The transcript is spliced from 8 exons.
CACACAGCUGACUGACCUGAUGGACGGUGGUGAACGAUAAAGAGCGUAUUUUAAGUACUAUCCAGUGGCUUUAGUCGUGUCUGGAGGACUUCGGCCCUUCAGUUUGAAAUGUUUUUAUUACUUUAUGCAUCAUUCGGUUCCUGAUAUUCGUUAGUUUGUCGGCUAUCGCACCGAUGAACCUGUGAGUGUCACUGCUGUGAGUUAUCCGACCUACUUCAAAAUGACUCUUCCAGCUUUGCACAGCACCGGCGUACUAUACAGAAGGAUUUUGGCACAGUUUCCACAAGACAUCAGUUUAGCCUUUGCCUAUGGGUCUGGUGUUUUCAAACAACAGGGGACCACCCAAGGUCAAAUGGACAAGAACAUGCUGGAUUUUGUGUUUGCGGUGGAUGAUCCAGUGACAUGGCACACAAUGAAUCUGCUCCAAAACCGCAAACACUACUCUAUCCUCAAGCUGCUGGGCCCUACGACGAUAAGCUCCAUACAGAAUGAAUACGGAGCUGCAGUGUACUACAACACACUGGUCCCUGUGGACGGGAGGGUGAUCAAAUAUGGUGUGAUAAGCACAGACUCUCUGAUCAAUGACCUGAUGCACUGGAAGACCUUGUAUGUUGCUGGACGCCUUCAUAAACCAGUGAAAAUGUUGGUGCAGGGUGAGAAUGGGAAGCUCCGGGCUGCUCUGGUGGCCAACCUGAAGAGUGCAGUGACUGCAUCUUUUCUCAUGCUGCCGGAGAGUUUCAGUGAGGAGGACCUUUUCCUGCAGAUAGCUGGUCUGUCAUAUGCCGGGGAUUUUCGGAUGGUGAUUGGAGAGGAUAAAUCCAAGGUAACCAAUAUCGUCAAAGACAACAUUCAGCACUUUCGGAUUCUGUACAGCAACAUCCUACGGGACUGCCCUCAAGUCGUCUACAAACCACAACAAGGAAAACUAGAGGUGGACAAAAGCCCUGAAGGCCAGUUUGUCCAGCUGAUGGCUUUGCCCCGUACCCUGCAGCAAAGGAUCACCAAACUAGUGGAUCCUCCAGGGAAAAACCGAGACGUGGAGGAAAUCCUGCUGCAGGUGGCUCAGGACCCAGACUGUGGAGCUGUCGUACAACAAGGUAUCUCUUCUAUUGUGAAAUCCUCCAGUAUAACACAGAGUAUCAAAGGCAUUGGAACUGCUGGCUUGUGGAAGACGGUGUCAUACAGCUCCAAGAAACUGAUGAAGAUGUGGAGGGGUUGGAGGAGGAAGCCGUCUGUGUCCCAGAUGUCCUGAUGCUGUCUGUCUUUGGAAAUGUCCGCCAGACAUUUCAUGUCCGUCCUUUGAUUUUUUUUUUUCUCCCCCCCCGACAAACUGAAACAAUCAGAUACAGAGCUCCGAUACCGGUUGUGUCACUUCACAGUCCCGACGAGUGAGUGAGAUCACCAAGACAGAUUGCGUUUGUAAAGUUUGGGACCGCUGUGCAGCUGGCCUUUAUCGCAAGGUUCAGAAGAAGUUGUAGAAAAAAGGUGACAUUUCAUGAGUUAUGGCUGACAUUUAAUGGGGCCGUAAACCAGACCUUUGUGGAUGAUUAUGCCACUGCUGCUGUCACUGAACGACCCACACCAGAGGGCACAGCAAAGAAGCACAGAAUCACUAUUCAGCACCUGUAGUUGGACAAGAUGAACUAAAUGACUGGUUUUAAUGUGUCAAACUUACCUACAGCUGUAUGAUGCAGGAUGAGGGCGACACCGAAGACAGGAAAAAAUCACAAUGAAGCUAUAUCUUGAGGAAAAAAGUCAUAAUAUUCCGAGAAUAAAGUUAUAUUUCCACAAGUAAAAAGUAGUAUUUUUGUGAAGAAACUAAUACACCUGUUAAAUACACCAGCUGAGCCCCAGAAGUUUGGAUCGGUGAAUACCCUUCUAACUUUAAUCUUACUCCAGACCAUUAAGUAUUUCACUGUUUUGUAAAACCUAUUUAAGAAGAUACCCCACAUUCCUCAUUUUAAAGUGACAGUUCCUCUGGUAUUUCUUGCAUAUCUCCUUUUUUUUUUUACAACAAUACACUGAAUUUUCAACAUAAAUGACAGCAUAGCAAAAGUACUAAUUAAAAAUGUGAGGUCAAAUGAAUUUACAUGAAGAGAAAACAUAAAAAUAUAGUAAAUAAAUCAAAGCAUAGAUAAAGCAUAUAGUAAUUUCUGAUUUUUACGCUCGGCCCUUACCGUAGGGUGUUGUCAUCAGUUCGUCAUCCAUCUGUCCGUCCAUUCAUUUGUGCAAAAACUUUUGGCGUGGACUGAAGGCCGAGGAUUUUCAAGUGCGAGCACGUUAUGUUUAAGAUAUUAGUUUAUUCACGUAAAAGUACCAUGUUUUCUCUUGAAAUAUUAGACUUUAUUCUCACAUCCUUAUGACUUCUUUUUUCCCUCAAAACUAUCCUUAUGAUAUUUUGUUGAAAAAUUGUGACUGUAUUAUUGGAAUAUCUUUUUUUUCUUCCCCCAAACCUCUUCAAUGUGGCCCUGAUCCUCUUUUGAACAGCUGUAUCACAUGUUCAGCUAUAGAGAGAAUCAUCUUCCUCAUGUUACACUGAAAGGUUAACACAUCUGAAGCUGUAGAUUGAAGUUACAUAUAAACAGACCUCUUUUCCUCUGACUUUGCCAAAGAUCUCAGGUGUUUUACUCUCAGCUCCUUAGGAUUGUUAACGGUACAUCUCAUGUAUUAUUAAACUAAAGUGACAUUUAUUUAUCAUCAUGAUAUAAGUUAAUGCUCAUUGUUAACAGACUUUAUGUUGACGACUGCAUUUGUAACAGAUAAUACUCUGAUGACAUGCAUCAUCUUAAGUCAGGUUCACCACUACUGAUGUCUUUAUUUCUUUAGAGGUUCUCUGCCAGAUUUUACUGGAUUUUCUUUGUAAACUGUGGGACAGUUUACUGAGCACACUGGCCUUUCACACACACCGUUCAAGUCAAUAUUCAGGCAAUUCCACUCAGUGUACUGACUACCAAACUCCUGCUGUUAGUUGUGGAUAUUUACUUCUGUACUGUAAUGAACAACACUUUUUAAGA